AUGAUUCUGCAGCAAUGGGCGUCUCCAUGCGGAAACAAAUGCACCAAUAAAUAUGCUGCUCUUACCAAAAUCCCAUGGCGAGUAUUCUGCAAGAAGGGUUGCAACUCAGAUGGAGAGUCAUGGGAAGAAUGUUUGGAGGACUGCAACCAAAUAUGCUACAAGGAUCCUGUACUAAAGGACCAGCAGUGGAGUGCCUACAUUGAUCGUUCCCCUGGAGCUGCCAGUUACUCCGAGGAAUGCUUUCGUGCUUGUGUAUCCGGCUGCAGUUACAAGUUUGAUGUUAAACCAGAGGAAGCUGACAAAGUCUCUCCUAAUAGGAAAACAAAGUCUGAGAUUGAGCCUGCUCAGAAGCCAAAGCCACAACCUAUACACCCCAUUUACCCGCCUGGUGAUAUGCCUGGUACUUCAGCAUAG
Sphenostylis stenocarpa is the source of this 414-nucleotide messenger RNA. NCBI's taxonomy places the organism in Eukaryota, Viridiplantae, Streptophyta, Magnoliopsida, Fabales, Fabaceae. The record is from the annotation of a GenBank genome assembly.